Molecule: messenger RNA, 1878 nt
Organism: Meira miltonrushii
Lineage: Eukaryota; Fungi; Basidiomycota; Exobasidiomycetes; Exobasidiales; Brachybasidiaceae
Exons: 1
Coding region: 108-1424 (438 amino acids)
Cellular component (GO): cytoplasm
Source: RefSeq, a predicted model, not a curated record
AAAAAAUAGGUGAAAGUGUGGAUGGUCGUUUCUGAGUCUUCUCAGCAAGGCGUCAAUUUAUAGAAAAGCAUACAUUCUCUGAACCCUACCAUCCACAUCCCUACAACAUGAUUCCAAGAGCACCCACUUCGGUGCUCUCCGGCAAUGGAUCACGCAAAUCUGGCAUCUCUUUAUCAUUAAAUGGAAGUCCAGCACACGGACCUGGAUCAGCAUUGGGAACUUUGCGUGAACGAUUGGCAGCAAGAUCAAGAGUAACAAAUCUUGGGAUAGCGUUACUUUUGGGUAUCGCAAGUAUGUCAAUUUUGAUGAAUAUGCGAUUUCUCUUGUUUGGCAAAAGUUACAUUCCUCCGCCUGGCUUUGCUACUUGGCAAUCGUUCCAUGGACUAACACCUUCGAUGUUAAGCGAUUCCAUUCCAAGUCCGCCAAAAGGUGUAGAUAAAUUGAAUCAUAUGGUAUUGGUGCCCGGUCAUGCAAUUUGGGCAGGAAAUGACUUUAAAGAUCGAUUCAACGAUGAGAACUGGAUCUUGGAACCAUACCAGAGAGGUGGAAGCGUGAAGACAUUUUGGAAGCACAUUCAAAAAGGUGUGGAAAUUGCUGAUGCUGAUCCAACUGCCUUGCUAAUUUUCAGCGGAGGACAAACAAGAACUACAUCAUUGCAAACAGAGGCGGAAAGUUUACUGGCAUUGGCAAUUUCUUCGGAUCUUUCUUUGCCCGUCUUGCCAGGAUUCAACUUUACCGAACGAGUGGAAAGCCACAACAAGAUUACAGCAUCGCAUGAUGAAAUCUUGGGCAGAGUGGGAGCAAAAGCACAAUCGAAUGCAGGAGUAGCAGCAUCUCCUGGUUUGGUAGGUGUUCGGAUGACGACAGAGAAUUUCGCCUUGGACUCAUUCGAGAAUCUGUUGUUCAGCAUUGCACGUUUCCGUGAAUUUACAGGACGAUAUCCACAACGGAUUACGAUUGUGGGAUAUGGAAUGAAGAAAGCACGCUUUGAUGAAUUGCACAGUAAAGCAGUUCGUUGGCCAGUAAAAGGAUACUUACGCGGACAACGUAAAUACUUGUACGUUCCAUUUGACGAUGAAGGUGAUAAUACGGCACAGUACGAAGGAGAGAAGCUAAAAGGAUACACAUUAUUCGAACGGGACAUGUAUGGAUGUCAUGGCAAAUUACGACAAAAGAGAUUGGAACGUAAUCCUACAAGAAGGUUUCAUCCUUACUUUUCUUCUGCGCCGGAGAUUGCCGAUAUAUUGAAUUGGUGUCCUGCUGAUCAAUCUGGCUUGCAAGGCGUUUAUCCUUUAAGUUUACCAUGGGAUUUACGUAUUACCACUGAUGGAUGGGGAAGAGGUGCAAAACAAUACCGCGAACAACAUCGAAAUGAGAUCAUACCUGAUUCUCGAUGGCUAGAAGUUCAUGCUGAUAGACCUUGAUCUCUUUUUCACUAUUUGCAUUUUAUCAUCUUUCGAGUUUACCUUUUUUUUUCUCCGUCCACCACUUUCAUUUUUCCAUUAAUGUUUUUGUAAACUACCUUUUUUCUGUGUGUGUGGCAGAAUUCCAUUUGUUGUAAACGCACACUACAGUCCGUUUGCCUGCUUUGUAUAGUGUGCUGUGCAUGCAAAGCAAUAAAAGUGACCGCGGCCUUUUUCUCUUUCGCGGCGCAGAAAUGCCAAUCCUGGGGUAGAAGAGGAGCAAUUAGCGUUGCGCAAGUGUGUGUAUGUGGGUCCUAAUGCGUGCGGAAAUGAAGCCCCGCGAUUAGGUUCAACACGGACAACAAUGGCAACAACACGGCUGGCUGAUGAUUGUCUUGACAGAUUCUAUGGUCAAUUGAUUUGGUCAAAAAUAAUUACUUUUUUAAUAAAGCAGGGACACCAAAAUGAACUUUUA